Bombina bombina (fire-bellied toad) is the source of this 9678-nucleotide messenger RNA. It is a transcript of the gene ZNF362, whose product is annotated as zinc finger protein 362. Gene Ontology annotation, molecular function: DNA-binding transcription factor activity, RNA polymerase II-specific; RNA polymerase II cis-regulatory region sequence-specific DNA binding. Lineage: Eukaryota; Metazoa; Chordata; Amphibia; Anura; Bombinatoridae. Bases 220 to 1455 code for a protein of 411 amino acids. The transcript has 9 exons. Gene Ontology annotation, biological process: central nervous system development; regulation of transcription by RNA polymerase II. The record is from RefSeq and is a predicted model, not a curated record. Gene Ontology annotation, cellular component: PcG protein complex; transcription regulator complex; nucleus.
CGCAGACGCGCGGGGGGACUCUGGGCUCGGGAUGGCAUCCUGUGCAGCUCCUCUGCCGCCGGCUGCCAGACCCAGAAGUGAUCAACCCACGACCCGGAAGGUUUGAGCCCUACACUACUGCUGCGUGUGCUGCUCUCAGCGCCAGAGAUUCACCGACAAAGAGCUGUGGACUGAGGGAAAAACAUACCAGUAAGGAAAGUGCCAUGAUAUAGAUUCAAGAUGGCCGAACCACGCUUUAACAAUCCUUAUUUUUGGCCUCCACCUCCCUCCAUGCCAAGCCAGUUGGAUAACCUUGUCUUAAUCAAUAAGAUCAAGGAGCAGUUGAUGGCAGAAAAGAUUAGACCACCUCAUUUGCCGCCAACGUCGAUGCCAUCCCAGCAGCUACUUAUACCACAAUCACCUGCUGAGACCAGCCAGUCUGUCAUGUCGCUGCAGAAGUUACAGCAAGUUCCUGGCCUGCACCCGCAAGCAGUUCCCCAGCCAGAUAUAGCGCUGCAUGCUCGGCCUGCAACAAGUACAGUAACAGGCUUAGCUGGCAUUUCUGCUUGCUUUUCAGGGCUGGGUCUGACAUCUCGCACGAAUGUCAACGUUUCUGAAUCCAGCACUGGCACUAGCAGCGGUAAUCCCUCUACUCCAACCUCCAACAGUCAGACCCGGCUCAUAGCCUCCUCUCCCACCCUCAUCUCAGGGAUCACAAAUUCCCCCAUGUUGGAUUCCAUAAAGACCAUCCAGGGACACAGCUUGCUGGGACCCACAAAACCUGAAAGGGGUCGCAAGAAAAUAAAGGCAGAGAACCCACCUGGGCCCCCCGUGCUUGUUGUGCCGUACCCUAUCUUGGCCUCAGGAGAUAUUGGAAAAGAAGGGAAAACUUACAGGUGCAAAGUUUGUCCUUUGACCUUUUUCACAAAGUCUGAGAUGCAGAUCCACUCCAAGUCGCACACAGAGGCCAAACCCCACAAGUGCCCGCAUUGCUCCAAAUCCUUUGCCAACGCUUCCUACCUAGCACAGCAUCUGCGCAUUCACCUCGGCGUCAAACCCUAUCACUGCUCCUACUGCGAAAAAUCCUUCCGCCAACUGUCCCACCUCCAGCAGCACACCAGAAUUCAUACUGGUGACCGACCCUACAAGUGCCCACAGCCCGCAUGUGAAAAAGCGUUCACACAGCUCUCAAAUCUCCAGUCUCACCAGCGACAGCACAACAAGGAUAAACCAUACAAGUGUCCCAACUGCUACAGAGCAUACACUGACUCUGCAUCAUUGCAGAUCCACCUCUCUGCCCAUGCCGUCAAACAUGCCAAGGCGUACUGCUGCAGCAUGUGCGGGAGAGCGUAUACUUCUGAGACAUAUCUGAUGAAGCACAUGUCCAAGCAUACGGUAGUUGAGCACCUUGUCAACCAUCAUUCCCCUCAGAGGACCGAGUCUCCAGGGAUUCCAGUCCGAAUCUCCCUCAUCUAAAAUAAAAACAAAGAGCACUGGACACUCUCCCCUUCUGUGUCAUCCUUUCACACUGUAUUUUGGGUAGUAGGAGAAACGGUCAACACAGGAGGGGGUGCCAGUUUCACAAGUAGCCUGAGCUCCCCAGUCAACAGUGUCCCAGUAUCCUGGCGUUUAAACAAGUGACUUGGAAAAAAAGGCCCAAAAGGCAGUGCCAGGGCACACUUACACACAUUGCUGAACCCUUUGGCAAUAGACUAGUUAUCCUGCCAUGGAUGCAACUUGGGAGGGCAAUGGUUAUUUGUAGACUGCAGAUCACUCUUUGAUAAAAACCAGAUAACCACACCUUACAGAUAAUAUCCAGACAUUCGCACGCAUUUUGUUUCUGGAUUGAAUCCUCCUUAUGUUAGAGACAUCUUUUCAUCGAGUGACCUCCUGCUUCAUAUUGGAUGCUAUGUGGAGUAAUCAGAUUGGUUGCCUUCAUAUAGUCGUGGUGGUUUCUGGCUGCAGUUUCAGAUCACACAAGGCUAUGACUCUCUAAGCCUAGCCACAUCUGGGAAUGAUCCAUCAGUGAUUUGCAUAGUUUUGGCAAUCGCCAUUUGGUGGCGUGCGGAGUCCCCAGCCUAGCACUUUGGAUCUCACACAUUUUAUAUCUGUUUAUUUUUCCCUAAAAAUUUUUAUCCUCCAUUUUUUACAUACUAGAAAACAAUAAUAAAAAAAAAUAUUUAUUGGCCAAGAAUUGGUGCUGCUAAUCGGGGAAAUUAACAAAAAAAUAGAAACAAAAACUUGUUCUCAUUAUACAUUGGGGCAUAGAACUCACCUGUCCAUGUUAACACCUGUAACUGGAUUGUCUUUCUGAUCAUACCAAAUUCAGUCCCAAAUGUAUCAACAGAGUGAGUUAAUUUCAAUUUUCUAUGAAUAGGAAUCAAGAUAAAAAACUAGUGUCCCUCUGAUAUGAUCCCCACAAAUCUGUGUCCGCUCAUUAUAGUUAAUAAGCUAUAGAGAUUAAUUGUGAGCAGGAAGAUCUGACUUUCUUGGAGUCUGCAGGGGGAGAGGUUAAGGUUUAUGUGAGGUGGAUACAGUUCUUUUUUUCUUUAGUGGCUGUGUUGAAGACAGACCAAAUGAAUGGACUAGUUGCACUGGUUUUACUGCAUUUUCAUCUGUUGAGGGGGAAAGGCAAAUAGAACAGGAGGAGGCACAGCCUUCUAUACAUACCCAGGCAAUACAGUGUUUGCAUCACAUUAAAAGCACUUAAAGCAGGAGCUGUGUAGGCCUAGAGUUUUGCUUUUUUAAGCUGAAUGUGUUAAUUGUACAAAAUGAUUUAAUCACAGCUUCACAUUUUUAAAUGACUGACUUGCAUAGCAUUACUAUAAUUCCAUAGACUGUUGAAUGCACACACUGACCAAGAGUGCUCACUAUUUUAGCCUUGCUUUGAUAUGUGCUGAUGUUAAACUAUAUUGGUGUCUAGACAAAGCGAGUGAACAACUUCUGUUAAGAAGGUUCCAGUGGUGUAAUUAGCAGCACUCAGUAACUAAGACAAAUGUUUAAAAUAUUAAAUAUUAUCAUAUUAUAAAAUCAUAUAUGCACAAAUUGGUCAUCUUAAAGCACUGGUUUUCAAGCCUCCCCAACAGGCCAGGUUUUCAGGGUUACCUUGGAUGAGAGCAGGUAAAAUAACCAUGUUUACUAAUCAGCUGAUUGUUUCACUUGUGCUCUGGUUCAGAUAUCCACAAAAUGUGGCCUGUUAGGGAGGUGUGAGGACAGGUUUUCAUUUAGAAUGUCUCAAAACAAAUUCUCAACUGAAUUGGGUUUGCUCUUGUCACAAACUGAGUAUGCAGACCUUUAUAGUGAUGCCAAAUAUGGCUCAUUCACCUGCAGAAACAGAUUAAUACAAUACAAACAUUAAUAAUUUGAUAUAAGAUAAUAGUUUACAAAAUGUUUAUGAAAUAUAAAUUAAAAAAUGAAGACCAGAACAAGAUUUUGGAACAUUCUUGUUACCAGGAAAAAAAAUCUCUCUUUUACUGCAUGACAAAACAAAGUAAAAGUUAGUUUGAAAUGUCAUUGUUACUGUAAUUGAAAAGCCACUUUAGAAUCAGCAUAGCCAAACAUAUGGAAACUGCAAGGCAAACUGAAUACCAAAUGACUAAUUUUAAAGGGACAGUAAAGUAAAAAGUAAACUUAAAUUGAUUGGAUAGAGCAUGAUAUUUUACCCAACUUUCCAAUUUAAUUAUAUGAUCAAUUUUGCUUAGUUCUUUUGUUAUCUUUUGUUAAAGAGUAUUCUUAGGUGAGCUCAGUAGCAUGCACGUCAAGUCAUCUGGCAGUGGUGCUGGCUACAUUGUUUACAGCAAUGUUAUACAUAGUUGUAUAAAGAAAAAUCUCGGUUCUCCUGCGCUGUUCUUACUUCACAGCUAUUUUCUGACCAAUACAUAGUUGUAUAGACUGCUAUAGACGUGCACGCUCUUGAGCUCUUAUUAGUGUACCUACGUUUGCCCUUUAACAAAGGGUGCCAAGAGAACAAGCACAUUGGAUAAUGGAAGUGAAUUUGGUGAGUUCUGGCCUUUGUUUAAUAAUUAUACUCAGAUCUUGCACUCCAUAGUGGCUUCUUGUUUUCUCAAAAUGUUAUACAUUCAGAAACCACUUGCCGUUCUUUGACUGUUAUAGUUAUUUAUAGGGACAGUGAAGUCAAAAUUUUAUUUAAAUGGACUGGAAUAGGGCAUAAGAUUUUUAAAAAAAACUUUCCAAUUUACUUCUGUUAUCAAAGUUAGAGUAGUUGGUGAGUUCAGGAGUGUGCAUGUGUCUUUAGCUAUCUGGCAACAAUGUUUGCAACUAUGUAUAACAUUGGUAUACAUAUUGUUGCAAUACUGCUGUCAUAGAAUGCUACAGACACUCUAUGGCAGUAGCUUUGCAACUAUGUAUAACAUAGCCAGAAGGCUAAGGACACGUGCACGCUCCUGAGUUUACCUAGGAUUAUUAUUUUACAUAGAAUACCAAGAGAACUAAGCAAAAACUGUAAAUGGAAGUAAAAUGGAAAGUUUUUUUUAAAAACCUGCAUGCUCUAUCUGAAAAGUGAACGUUUAAUUUUGACUAUAAUUUCCCUUUGGACAUAACCAGGAUGAGUGUCACAUUGGGGAUGUUCUACCAAUCUGUUAGCUGCCAGAGGAUUCACUGCAGAAGCCAGAAUUAAAAGCACAUUUUUUUGUUGAAAAUAAGUUGGCUGCAUUAGGUGAAGUCAUUUAGAAACGUGUUAAAUAGUUUAGAUGCUUAUGUUGCUUACUGUUAUUUUAUGGGAAAUCAGUUCUACUUAGAUUAUAUUGUGUCUGCCAGCCAUCCCCAUCACAUCAGUAUUUAGUGUUCUCCUUCUAAAGGUUCUUAAAUCUCUUAUUAAUGGGGGGGGGGACAUGUUAAAGUUUUAUAAGGGAAAGAGGCAAGCUGGCUUUUAUGUUGGUGAGCCGGGUAAGAUUAUAUCUAACUAGACUCUAAAUGGUACAGUGCCCUUAAUCGUGCCGUUCUAAGCUAAGAAUAGAUCUCAAAUUGCUUUUAACCAAAAUUGCAUCUAAGGCACUUUUUAGAAUGUACCUCCAUCUUGACAGGUGAUUUUAAGUGGUCUUGUUUAAAUCCUGUCAAUAGAUUUAAUUACAUAUAAGUAUGAGAGAUACUUGUUUAGAACAUCUGCAGUAUUAAUUUGUAAGGUUUUUAAAGAAAGUCACGGUAGUUUAUUGAUCCCACAAAGCACCCAGGGCCAGGACAGUAGUUGAGGGUAAAAUAAUUAAAGCACUUAGAAAACUAUGACUGCUUUGUACUCUGAAUUUGCCUUAAUUACAGGCUUUGCUUGAUAAUUUACAUUACAUUUUAGAUUUGUUUACUCAGAUAUUACUAAAUUUCACUAGACUGUACGGUCUCUGCUGGCAUAAAAGUUUAAUGUUUUUUUAUGCAUUGCACAUACUCAAAAUUGCCAGAUCAUGAUAUUUUCUUCUAGCAUUUUAUAUUGUUUAUUUUUAAGCUUUAGGUUUAAUUCCCAGGGGAAUUAAUCUCUUUCAUUGUGUGUCUCGAACAGCUUAUUGAUGAUGUACCAGGUUUUUCAGACUUACAGUGUGAAGUAAUUAGCACAACUGAGCUGUAUUUCUGUUUUACUAUAUAGGAGGUUAAGAUAUCCCAUAGUAAAAUUGUUUGUUUUAAAAACAAAGUAAUUCAAAGUGUUUUAAUGAAUUUGCAUCAAAAAUCCUUUUAAGACUAAUUCACUUUAUAUCAAUUUUGCUGUAAUUUUAUGAUGAAAUAAUUAUUUAAAAUACUUUAUUUGUUUUUCAGGUGCAAAAGUUUUUUUUUUUGUUUUUUCUUCAUACAAAGCAGCAUAUAAAUACAACUAUAAAUGAAAAGGAAUACACAAUUUCAGUAUAUGGUAUGAUAUUCUCACACAUUUUGAGGCGGUAUCUUUGAAGUCUUGCUGAUAACUCGAUUUUAUUGAGAAAAUUGAUAUAUAAAUUUGCAUUGUAUCUUUUUGUUGACAUUUGUGUGAUACAAUCAAGGGACUAUUUAUAAAACUUCAAUUGAAAAGCUGGGAUACAAAUGUUUGGCCUAAAAUGGUCAUGUUCUGAUUGUUUACAGUAAACAUCCGAAUGCAAAGUCAUUGGGCGUAUUACUAAAGCAGAGAAUUCCCCUAUGGAAUCAAUUAUUUCCAGUUUCUUUGUUGGUCAUCUAUGGAUCCCUAUAAAAGAAACUCAUCAGAACAUAUGCCUUUUAGAGGUUCCUUUACUGUACCAGUAAAGUUAAUCAAGUGUAUCUCUCCUGGCCUAUAGCUGACAGAUACAACUGAAAGUGUAUCAUGCCCCUAAGUCAAGGUAAUUGGUGUGUUUGUAUAGUUUUGCAAAGAUACUGUAACAUUUGUUGUAAAUGCUUACUGGUGGCUUAUGUUUCAUAUGAUAUCUGUUUAUUGGUCACCAUGAUUUGAUGCAGGCUGUGCUACGUCUGAUUUCUGGGUUAGAUGUGUGCACUUUUUGUAUUUACCUCAUAUUUGUACUAUCCGUUCUUGCUAUAUGUAUGUUUGACGUUUUUGGAAGCAUCUUCUGGGUUAUUUUGUAUGUUGUUAGAUUAUUUUAAUGUGUUUUGCUCUUUUAGAAGGCACCUUCUCUUUUGGUUGUCCUUUUGUGCUCUUGUUGGUUAAGAAUGGAUUCUGUGAGUGGUGACUGUGGAUUACAGUAAGUGACACUAUUAUUAACCAUUAUUAACCAAGAAAUUUGAUGGCGGUAUGAUACAAGGUUCGAUUUUCAGACCUUUUGAGCAAUUUAGAUGAAAGCUUUUAUGAGCAACACAUCACAGGAGUAUUGAGUUUAAAUUAAAUAUUAAUUAAUAAAAUUUGUAAGUCUUGUCAACUGUGGUUGUAUGAUAUGUCCAAAACUGUUGCAUUAUUAGAAGAUAUAUCACAAAGCUGCUGAUGUAGUGAAGAACCUGUUCCUGUAUCAGUUUUCUACACUGUUAUAGGCAUUAUGUUUACACAGUUUUCCUGUGCUCAACCCCAGUCUGGAUAUAUCAGAAGUCCAAAGCACCGUGCAAAGCAUUAAUUUCUACUCUACGGUGGCAAUUUACAGUGUACCCUGCGUUGUUGAUCAUUUAAACUUUUGCAAUUAUAGUAACAUUUUCUAUCUCAUCUUGUUGGGUUAUGCAUGUUGUUUCAGUAUCACAUCUACUGGAGUUUCUGAUCUAUCUAUCCAUGUACUUGCUACUCAUAUUGGGAGGUUACUGAUUUUAUCUUUGUUUUAAUUUUGUUUUCUUUUUUUGUGGAGCCGCAGACCUAUGCACUUCACCUUGUUUACGUAGCCCAUGUGGUGUCUGCACUUUAUCUUGUAAUGUUGCUUAGUUGUGCAUGUAAUCUCAUGCAGAUGAUGUAGCAUACCUAGCCAUCUCUUCUUUCAAGAUGAUGCAUGUAGUGUCCUCUUCAUAUUUUGUGGUGCUUCUUUAUUCUGCAUAUAUUCUCUUAGGAUUUAGCAGUAGAUUUCAGAAGGCCAUCUAAUCCGAUUUCAUGUUUGUACCAUACCUUUUCUAUUUAGUUUGAGGGUUUCCUGGCAUAAUAUUAUGUCUCUAUAGUCGUGUGAGUUUAACAGCAGAUUCCUACAUCCCAUAUUCUGUAUUAUUCUUCAUGGCAUCUCCUGGGUAUAGCAUCAUCUGUCUACAUCCCAUUUUAUUUGCUUUCCUUCAGGCAACUUCACCCCAUGUUGCAGGUGUACCAUCACACCUUUUGUCAUCUCAUCUAUCAUGUUGGCCCAUCUUUAUGGCUAUUUUUAUAUAUUGUUAGUGCAGACUGACCAUUUUAGUAUAUGUCAUGUAAAUGGAAGAGAAAGACUGUUAGCUUUAUGUUAGUGAAAAAAUAGUAAGGAAUUUAUAUCACAUUUGGAGUAAAAACCUUUGGCAAGUAGAGAGUUAGGGAGAGAUUUAACAGGCAUAGUAUAUAUUGUUGGUAAAGUGAGCCACAUUUGUUGAGCUCUUCCAAACAAUUAUAUAUAUAAUGUCCCCUUUUUUCUUAUGAUGUAAGUUUUGCAUACUUCACAGUAUCCGUACAGGAGAUUAUUUGUUUUUUAUUUAGUCCUAUUUGACCACAACAAAGGAGAUGAUAUAAGCAUUACUGUUUUUUCAAGGGCUGAAGUAACUGCUUUUAAAUGUUUAUAAAACAUUUUUUUAAUGAUGAGCCUUCACAAUGUAGUUCUUAAUUUCUAAUGUUUAUUAUCUACAGCAUUUAUAGUAUGAUAAUGUCCCUUUAACAGAAAUGUUGCAGGGGGAAAAUCAUUUAAUAUCCAUGUUUUUCUGUAAAGACACAUUUAAAUCUAAUAUAUGGCACAAAAGAUGAAGAUAUUUUAGUUGCUUCUAUAAUAUUUUACUUCUGUAGUUACACCCACAGUGUUCACAUUCAGUUAUAAAUGAAUAAACUCCUUGCAUUACUCAGUCUUUCAAAUAAAUAUUUGUCUCGGUCACUACACUUUGUCAUUGUAACAACAACUUUUUAGUUUAAAAUUUCAGAUAAUUAAAAAAUUCUCAUAUAUAUAUAUAUAUAUAUAUAUAUAUAUAUAUAUAUAUAUAUAAAUUAUCAAUCAGAGGUUAGUUUUAAAUAAUAAUAAAAAAAAACGUUGUGAUUGGUUCAGAUUAAAAACAUUAACAUCAUUGACUGCUGCUAUCUUAAACUCAUAUCAAUGGUUGAGAUUCUGAUUUGCUAUUGGUCGGAGCCGUCUUACACUUGCCUUGAUGAAUAUAUGGAAAAUGGCAAGAUUAAUGUGCCUAUAUCUCUCAAAAUUUGAUAAUUGAAAAUACUUUAGACAUCUGUUAAUAAAUCUGUUGUAAAUUUGUUUUUUUCGUGGGUGUUAAAGUUAAAGCACGUUCUGUUUCGAAAGACAAACAAGUUAUCAAAAUAUAACAAUGACCAAACAGAAAAUAUAUCCAAAGGUAAAAUCAACAAACCCACUGAGCAGUGUUAUACGUCAGUGGACAAUCGUAUAUGUGUGUGUGUCAAGAUACAUGUAUUGCCUCUUGGUAAUGUAAGUCACGUGCUAGUGGUUUUGAAUGCAACACUCAAAUAAGCCCCCCCUCAUUGCAGGAGUGUGAUUGGUGAGAAUCUGCACAUUUUGACAGGUUUGCAUUUUAUAAAGGUGAAUAUCCAGCUUUUUCCACAAUGAUCGAGUGCUGCCCCUUCCCCUGCACGAAUUCUCUCACACUAGGCCAGCUUUGGUUGUACAUAACUGAAACCAGUGCAUCAAUGCACAGAACAAACAGGAGCACAGGAGACCUCCUCAAGAACUGUAACUGUUAUUUUUUAUACACUUUUUAAGCCUUAACUAUAUUGUUAUUUUAACAGUUGUAUGUUUUAUUAUUUUUGUUUAUUUUUUGUUCUUAGGCUGAGUUGGCUGUCCCCUUCCCCUGGCUUCUAACCUGUUCUUGUAUGGGUUCUGCAGACUGAACUUACCCCUCAGCAUGUUAAUAAUGUGUAAAUAUGCUAAUAUACUUAUUAACAUUUUUUUUUCUAUAUGAAAUACAAGCCACGUGUAUUUAGAACCUAGCUAUCUCAUUAAAUGAAAUUAUAGGGGAUGGGAUGAUGUCUUGUUGCUCUAGGAAGACAUUUAAAAAAAAGAAUAAACUGAAAUAGGUCACAGAUUAAAUAUCGGUUUGCAUUAUGUAUAAAAAAAAAAGAGUAAAAUGUAAAAAAAAAAGUUUAAAAGUUGCUAUUUGUAUCUGUUGUGAAAAUAAACAUGUAAAUGCAACAUUUGUAAA